CUGCCAUGCGCCGCGGGUCCUUGUGGCGUCCGUCCCCCGCGCUCGUGCUGGUGCUGUGAGGGCGGCGGGCGGGCCGGCUCGGGCCCAGCGGGGGGAUGGGUUCCCGGGCCGCUCUCCUGGCCAGGGGUAUGGGAUAAGAUCUAUCCAGAGUAAUAAGCAUGGUUCGAGAACGAAAAUGCAUAUUAUGUCACAUCGUGUACAACUCAAAAAAGGAGAUGGAAGAACACAUGAGAAGCAUGCUUCACCACAGAGAACUUGAAAACCUGAAGGGAAGGGACAGCAACCAUGAAUGCCGGGUGUGCAGGGUAACACUGGUGGGUUUGUCAGCAUAUGCCAAGCACAUCUCCAGCCAGCUGCACAAAGACAAUGUUGAUGCCCAUGGCAGAAAAGAGGAAGAGAAAGAAGAGGCAGAAGAAGAAUACUUUGACAAAGAACUCAUUCAACUAAUCAAGCAAAGGAAGGAAAAGAACCGGCAAGCUGAACCAAACUGUGCAAACCAAGAAUUAGAAUGUGAUGAUAGGAGAUCACAGAGAAGGCGAGAAGAAAGAGGUACUUACAAAGAAAGAGAAGCUUAUGAUCAGUCGUCAUGGCAUCAUCAUAAUGUAUCACAAAGGGACUGGAAGUGGGAAAAGGAUGACUAUAUUAGUCCUAGACAAGGCAAAUUUUCUCACUGUCAGAGGAACCCAAAUAUAAACAGACAUUCAGGUGGCCCAAGGGGACGCUCUGGGUGGCACCAAAAUGUUUCAGGAGGCUCUUCAAAUCGACAUAACUUUGGGAAUUCUGGAAAUGUUUGGCAUCCAAGUGGGCGGGGAGGAGCAUCAAAUUGGCAUCACAGUGCCAGGGAGAGAAAUUCUACUUGGCAUUCAGAAGGAACAGGUCAUUUUUCUAGCUGGAAUUCCAAGAGUUAUGGAGGAAACUGGAAACCUGGUCCUCAUGGUGGAAAUGGCUGGAGUUUUAGAAGCUCAGGGGAUACGUAUUCAUUAGAGCCAAUUAAAUAUAAGGAAAGAUAUGGGUGGCAGCGGCAGAAGAAAGACGUUGAUGUUCUGCCAUACCGAGAUCAAAAGAAGAAAAGGGACUUGCUUGAUUUUACUAGUAAUGAACUUCCUUCUGAGGGAGCAUUGGAUUUUGGUGUGUCAAAGCAACCAGAAAGCAGAACUUCAAGAGCCAGUGGAAAAAGUAGUAGUCCUUCCAGAGACAAAAUGUAUCGCUGGGCUCCAUACCCACCACAAAAAGCUGCAGAGCAGCAACCACGGUCUGAAGGUAAUGUUUGUAAAACUCCAGAUAAAAAGGAUUCUGUAUUUAUGCCUCUUGCUGAUUCAUCAAUGAAAGGAAAAACUUGUGAAGCUAAUGACAGCUUUUCAGAAUUAAAAAAAUGGGAGGCAUCCUCCCCUUCUAUUGUAACCUCCGAUCCCCUUGAUUGCAAGGUAAUGAAAGACUGUUCCAGUAGUGAAAAGUGUGACAAAGAUUGUGGUGAAAGUAAUAGGAUGCCACCACUGAAAUCCCCUCUUCUUAGUAUCACAGAUAUCAAGUUAUCUUCCUUAAAGCAAGACACAAACAGUCUCUUAAAAAAUGUCAAGCUUCUAUUAUCCUCGACCAGUGGUGAAGAGCAGAAUCAUUUGAAUGCGCUGAACUUGGAAACAAACAGUUUCUCUUCUUUUUCACCAAAGCUAUGUGAUGAAUAUGCUGGUAGCUUACAAGACCACAAAGAUGUGCUUGGUAGCCAUCUUGGAGAGCCUGCUAAAAACUUAAGUGAAGCAGAGCAAAACCCCAAAAAUGAUCAGUCCAACUGUUCCUUGCAAAACUCUCCCUUAAGAUCUUGUAAGGAUAGAAGUGACCAUAAUAAGGAAGAAAGUGGGAAAGCAUCACCAAAGGACAAGUUCAGAUUACAUUCCUUAGAAGAUGGGAGUAAUGAUGAUUUAAUGGGAAGUGAGAAGUCAGAAGAAAGAGUUGAAAAGUUGGAUUCUUCUGUUAGUUCUUCUUUACCCUGUGACACUCCAGAAGGUAAACCUGUCACUUCUGAAAAGGAAGAUGAUGAAAAGCUGGCUGCUUCAAGCAUUGCUUCUGCUGAUCUAAAAGAUUCUGCAUUUCAGAUGGAAUCCAGAGUUUCUCCAUCAGGCGGUCAGGAGCACUUGCAUGGGGAUUUGAAAACCUCCCCACAGGAUGGAGAAGGGGAUGAAGAGCGUGUCAAGUCGCAUGAUCAUUUUGAAAUGGAAGGUUUUGAAAAUCCUUCAGAUCAUGAACUGCAAAAAGGAGGAAGCCAGUCACUAGGCCCCCUUCUUCCUGAUUUGAGCAAACUUGGCCUCCCUGCCUCUCUGCAAAGAGACCUGACACGACAUAUUAGUCUGAAGAGCAAAGUUGGGACACAUCUCCCAGAGCCCAAUCUCAAUAAUGCACGGCGCAUUCGGAAUGUGAGUGGCCAUCGGAGAAGUGAGACUGAGAAAGAGUCAGGGCUUAAACCCACCCUUAGGCAGAUUCUUAGUGCUUCACGGAGAAAUGUAAACUGGGAUCAAGUCAUCCAGCAGGUAACCAAGAAGAAACAGGAACUCGGCAAAGGUUUGCCAAGGUUUGGCAUAGAAAUGGUACCUCUUGUUCAAAAUGAACAAGAGGGUCUAGAACUCAGUGAAGAAUCUGAUCUGUCUACUCUGGAAGGAUUCCAGUGGGAAGGGAUUUCCUUAGCCAGAAAACGUAGCUUUUCUGAAAGCAGUGUCAUUACAGACAGAAAUCCUUCUGCUUACAGCUUCUUCAGUGAAAAAGCCAAAACAAAAGAAAGUGGGCAAAGGCAAAUAAUUGCUGCUAGUCACUCACAUCACAUAACAUCUGGGUAUGAGGCAAGUGCUGACAUUGAGGUUGACUUGAAACGGGAAACCUCUUCUCUUCCUUUGUCACAUUUUAUGUCUGAAAAAACUGAGACUAGUGGAAGGAGGCACAGCCUACAGGCCACUUCUGAGUUUGCAAGCCUUGCAAAACAAAACCUGGACAGUCCAGAGAAGAGAACACCUCUUCUUGAAAAACAAAAUGUGCUAGAAAUCUCAGAAGAAAACCGUCCAGCUUCAAAUGAUGCUUCAGUUCUUGGAGUGUUCAAUAGCAUAGAUGCAGCUACGGACAGUAGCUGCACAUCUGGUACUGAGCAGAAUGACAGCCAAGGAAUUGGAAAGAAACGAAGAGCAACUGGAGAAGGAUCUUCUCCUGAAAUCCCUAGUCUAGAAAGAAAGAAUAAGAGAAGAAAGCUCAAAGGUAAAAAAGAACGUUAUCAGGUAGACCAGUUGUUGGCUAUUUCGCUGAGAGAAGAAGAGUUAAGCAAGUCCCUGCAUAGUGUGGACAGCAGUCUCUUGCAGGCUAGGGCUGCCCUGCAGGCUGCAUAUGUUGAGGUUCAGCAGUUCCUUGUAUUAAAGCAACAGAUAACCAUGGAAAUGAGUACACUGAGAAGUCAGAGAAUCCAGAUCUUGCAGGGACUACAAGAAACAUAUGAACCUUCAGAACUGUCAGAGCAACUUUCCUGCAGUGUCUUAAAUGAGAAGGGAAAUAGCAAAUCUCAGAUGGCAGCUGACUUAAUUCCUGCAGGCUCCUUCCUGCCUCUUUCGGACACUGUAUCUUCUUCUCUACUUACACUGGGAGCUUCUGCUCAUGUAAACAUGUCGUCACCAUUCCAGUCUUCUGGCAUCACACCUACCACUCUUCCUGACUCCUCAGUACAAGUUAAACAAGAACCUGUCUCUCCAAAAGGCUCAGAAGGAAAUGUUAGCUCUGUGCUCCAGAGUGCUCUGCAUGCUCCACGAACAGAAGAGGUGGAGCAGAAGGAUGAAGAGACCAACCAGAAAACUUCAGUGUAUCCAGUUAUCUCUGCAGCUAUAUCCCUAUCAGAGCUUGCAGCUUGUUUUCAACACACUAAUCAAGAUGUUCUCAAGCCUGCUGUGGAUGGAAGAAAGGCUGAACUUCCUGAGAAUCCAUCUGCUUGUUCAUUGUCUGUUUUCAGCAAGAGAGAAGCAAAUGAUACAGUGACAGAAACCUUUUUAUUGGAUCAGUGUAGCACUUCUCUUCCAAAGUGUUCAGUCCUUCUAGAAAUGCCGAUGGAUAAAACCUCCAAAUUGUCAGUAGAACUAUCCAAGCAACAAACAGUAACCACUGUACUCCCAGCAGAAAAAGGGAACAGGAGGAGGAGAAAGUUAAGGAAGAAGAAAACUCUGAGGGCAGCCCACGUGCCAGAGAACAGUGAUACAGAACAGGAUAUAGUUGACUCUAAGCCUGUCCGGAAAGUCAAGGGUGGAAAGGUCCCUAAAGGAGAAAAAGUUACUACCUCCACUCCUCGAAGACAGGAGGAUGGAGCUACUGCUCAAACAGCACGAAACAAAGAUGAGAAUGACAGUGAUGCUUCCCUGGAACUCCUGGAAGUUCCAGCACCCCAGUGUGAGGUGGUUGAUGUUGGCUCAUCAGAGUCAGGAGAUGAGAAACCAGACAGUCCACCAAAGAGGGAUUCACGCAGCUCUGUGGAUCAAGCAGUCCUACUGGCAUCUUGCUCUGGUUAUGAUGAAGUGAGCUCUACUAGCGAAAUUGACACAAAUUAUAGGGAUGAUGGGAAAAGAAGUGUGGCUGGGACACAGACUUCCAUAUCAUCCCUAAAAGGAUCCAAGAACUCAUCAGAAGUGUCUUCAGAGCCAGGCGAGGAUGAAGAACCUACAGAAGGAAGCUUUGAGGGACACCUGGCAGCAGUGAAUGCUAUUCAGAUAUUUGGCAAUUUGUUGUAUACCUGCUCAGCAGACAAAACUGUUUGUGCCUACAAUCUGGUUAGCAGGAAGUGUGUGGCCAUCUUUGAAGGACAUACUUCAAAAGUGAACUGCCUCCUAGUCACUCAGACAAAUGGGAAGAAUGCUGCACUCUACACUGGCUCAAGUGACCACACUAUCAACUGUUACAAUAUCAAGACCAGAGAGUGCAUGGAACAGUUUAAAUUGGAAGAUCGAGUGCUCUGUUUACACAGUAGAUGGCGGAUCCUUUAUGCAGGCCUUGCAAAUGGCAGUGUGGUUACUUUCAGCAUAAAGAACAACAAGCAGCUUGAUACCUUUGAAUGCCAUGGCCCUAGAGCAGUGAGUUGUCUAGCCACAGCUCAGGAAGGAGCACGGAAGCUAUUGGUAGUGGGCUCCUACGACUGCACUAUCAGUGUGCGAGAUGCACGGAAUGGGCUGCUUCUCAGGACCCUGGAAGGUCACAGCAAGACUAUACUGUGCAUGAAGGUUGUGAAUGAUCUGGUAUUCAGCGGCUCCAGUGAUCAGUCUGUCCAUGCCCACAACAUUCACACUGGAGAGCUGGUACGGAUCUAUAAAGGUCAUAACCAUGCAGUAACAGUUGUGAACAUUCUUGGGAAAGUGAUGGUGACAGCAUGUUUGGAUAAAUUUGUUCGUGUUUAUGAGCUACAGUCACACGACCGCUUGCAAGUCUAUGGAGGCCACUCAGAUAUGAUCAUGUGUAUGACUAUCCAUAAGAGCAUGAUCUACACUGGAUGCUAUGAUGGCAGUGUGAGAGCUGUGAGGCUUAAUCUGAUGCAGAAUUAUCGUUGCUGGUGGCAUGGGUGUUCAUUGAUCUUUGGAGUUGUGGACCAUCUGAAGCAACACUUGCUAACUGACCACACCAACCCAAACUUUCAGACCCUAAAAUGUCGUUGGAAGAACUGUGAUGCUUUCUUUACUUCCAGAAAAGGUUCCAAGCAGGAUGCUGUAGGACACAUUGAAAGACAUGCUGAGGAUGACAGCAGGAUUGACUCAUGAAGCUUUUCACCUCCCACAUUGGGAAGUAAUUUUAUAUGUCAGAAUUAUUCCAGAUAACAUCAAUUUCUUACUCCAGUCUUUCCUCUUCCCACUUGGAAUGAAAAAAUAGUGGGGCUGAAAUGCCUUGCUACAGAGACUGCAGAUUGUGUGGCACUCUGUAGAAGUAAGGAGGCUGGUCAAUUAAGACUUGAAAUGGAAGAUUCUUGCAAGUUUUUAAUUCAUUGACAGAUAAGAAUAUUCCCUGCUCUUGUCUGCCUGGUUUUGUUGUUUAUUUUUUUUAGAAGCAUGGUCUGAGAGAUUUUGGGAAGUCCAGAGAGGUGUUGAGAACUUACAUUACAACAGGUGCUGGUGUUUGCGAUCUCAACUUGAAGCCUGUUAAGUGUCUAAGACAUGUCUGUUUUUAUGUUGUAUCUAGUAUUUUUAGCUGAUUUUAAUAAAUUUCUGCAAACCAGAGUAUCAGACGUUCUACCAGUGUAACCUGAAGAUCUGGUGUACAUUUCUAGUUUCUUCAUGAAAAGAAAAGAUAUUUUAUGGAGAACCAGAUUAAAUUAAUUUUUCUUGCGUUAACUAUAAAUUAUUUUUUAUUCCUUGUGUAAAAAUUGCUAUGACUGGCACAGUAUAUACAGUGACAGACUGCCCUAUAUGUAUACCUCCUGAGGUAUUUUGUUUAUUUGGAGGAAAGCAGUUAUUUCUACUUGCCAGUAGCAGCAAGAUGCCCAGAGCAGAGGCCCCACUGUCAUCCUUUGCAAUCUUGGUCUUCUUAAAUAAAGAUCCCUGUGUACAGGAAGGAAGGAAGUGGUGUUGGCUUUUGUUGUAGUUAAAUACCGGCAUAACCACUACUAUCUUGAUGUACAAGACUGUAGAUGGAUUCCUGGUUUUACUUGGAAUCUUAGUGACUGAGCUUUGCCAUCCCAGAUCUUCAUGGCAUAGCAAACUAAGAGGCUAUGCGAAGGCACUGCUUGUCUGUGUGCAUCCACUUAGGUAGUGUUUUGUUUCUGUUGUGAACUGGCUUAAUUGGCUUGGGCUGUAUGAAGUUCACAAAAACUCAACUGGAAAGAAUGGAGCAGGAUUUUUAAGGAAUUAAAGUCUAAAGUUCUCAAGCAGAAGCUGAGGAUACAAAUUGCAUAUCACAUGUAGAAGUCUUGUUUCUACUAAUGCACAGAAGGUACCACAGAGAAGCCACUGCAGAGGGGAAGACUGUUUCUCUUUGUCAGGGUUCCUCUGCAGUUGUCGCUUGGAGUGGAAAACUUCAACCAUGGAGUUCACUGAACUGUACUUCUUGCAUUUGCAGUCCUCUCUCCCAUAAUGACACUAAUUUAGCAAAGAGCUCUCAAACAGUGAGACUGAUCUAGCAAGAGGCUUUGUGUUCACUUUUGCUUAACUGUUUGUCAGGUUAAAAAAAGAACAGAAGUUUCCUCAAACUGUAACAGAAGGUAAAGAGCCUGGUGUCAAAACUGAGCUGCUUAUACAUGAAUGCAGCGCUGUUCAAACAAAUUGAAUAUACUGUUUUUACUGGGCAUCUCUUUCACCACUACUUUGAGGCUUGGUACGCCAACCAUAGACCAAGUAAAUAUUCUAAACUCAUUCUUUGACUACAGAAAAGCUUUUUUAUGUCAUGAAAGUGAUUGAGGGAAGCCUAUAGAUGUUCCACUCUGCCAUCAAAUCGAGGCACUUCAGGGCCUUCUCUGAAGCAUAUGCUAUUUUACUUGGUGGACUAGCAUCAUUUCUGAUUUUGUGAGACAGGAGUUAAAUAGGAAUGAGAUGCAGUAGCAUCCUACUUCAGAGAUGUGGGAAUCUCUGAGGUUCCAAUGCUUUUGUGGUGAUUUGGGUUUUUUUAUUAAGCUGUUUGUGGACAGGAAAAAAAACCCAAUAUGUGGCUCAGACCAAAAGCUGUUUGGAAGGUGGUUUUGUUUUGUUUUUUGAGGGUGUGUGUUUGUGGUUUUGGUUUGUUUUUGUUUUCUUUGUGGGUGAAGCAGUUCAAGAGAGAAUCAAAAUCAGGGAGAUCUCUUUACAGUGUACGUGUUUUCUGGUGCAGGCUUUAUUGCACUAGAGCCUCUAAGUACUUUUUUUUUUUCCAUGACCUAGAAGGAGACAACUGCAUAAUACUUAAGCCAUUUCCAAAAUUAUUGAUGUUCAGGAGUUUUUCUGUUUUGUUUUGGUUUUUUUAAAACCACAAAGAGGGAGUAUGUAAAACCGUGGCGUAAACAGUGUGAACGUCUCAAGCUGUCCUUCAUGGACUGUGCUUGCAGUGAAGCUGUGGAGGUGUGUGUCCUGAGGGCAAGUGUGUGGAGUGAUUGUAGCAUUCUGAAAAAUGGCAUGAGUAGGUUUUAUUACUUCUUCCUUGUGAUUCUUCAUGUUCUUUCAGCCAUUUUUAAGAAUAUGUAAAGAUCUUUCUCAAUAGUUAUUGCGACAGUCAUUACACUUUAUUUGCAUUCCUGGUUGCCUGUUGGUUUUAUCUUUUCUAGUUGAUGGAAGUAGACUUCAUUUUCUUCUAGUCCGUGACAUUUCCUUAUCUGUCCUUGAAAUAACUGAUCUUGAGUCUGGGCUUCUAAAAUUCAGCUUUCACAGUGGUGGCUUUUGUUACUUUAUAGGUAAUUUCAGAUAUAUUGUAAGAAUCUUAAAGUGGAUAAGAGUCAGGAAAAUAGCAGAGCUGCAUGAGUGUUUAAAAUUUUGCUUCAUAUAUUAAAAGCAAUUUUAAGUAUUGUUCAGGGGUUCAGAGAAAAAGGCUGUGCUGCUUAGUCCUGGGAAUAUCUUAAAAGGAUUUGCCCUGAAGUUGUGAUGCAGCUGUUGAAAUUCCCAGGCUUCUCUGGGGUUCUUUGAGGAGGUAUCCUCUUUGUUCAGCUGGAAUUCAUUGCAACUUUGCUAAUAGCCGUUC
Molecule: messenger RNA, 8634 nt
Organism: Cuculus canorus (common cuckoo)
Lineage: Eukaryota; Metazoa; Chordata; Aves; Cuculiformes; Cuculidae
Gene: ZNF106
Product: zinc finger protein 106
Exons: 22
Coding region: 159-5759 (1866 amino acids)
Cellular component (GO): membrane; cytosol
Molecular function (GO): zinc ion binding; RNA binding; SH3 domain binding
Source: RefSeq, a predicted model, not a curated record